Messenger RNA from Megalobrama amblycephala (Wuchang bream), 1964 nucleotides. It is a transcript of the gene stx2b, whose product is annotated as syntaxin 2b. Gene Ontology annotation, cellular component: presynaptic active zone membrane; SNARE complex; plasma membrane. The coding region runs from base 301 to 1230 and encodes 309 amino acids. Gene Ontology annotation, biological process: synaptic vesicle fusion to presynaptic active zone membrane; intracellular protein transport; exocytosis. Lineage: Eukaryota; Metazoa; Chordata; Actinopteri; Cypriniformes; Xenocyprididae. Gene Ontology annotation, molecular function: SNARE binding; SNAP receptor activity. The transcript is spliced from 11 exons. The record is from RefSeq and is a predicted model, not a curated record.
CUGUUUGGUGUAGCUGCGCACAUAGUCUAAUCAAAUGCGCAGAGAAGAAGACCGUGAAUUAAAAGGAUGACAACCAAACAAACAUAACGCUUCAUAACUGGAUUAACUUUGAAUGUCAAUGUCUUAUUUAUAAGCGUUUAAUGAAAAGUCACUAAUUCUAAAGGUUAAUUCAAUGUACUUUCUCUGAAAUACUUGAGUUUGUCGUGAUCCAGUCAGGACUUGCCAUGGACUUUAACGCGCGCGGACCGCAACAAAUGUGUACAAUCAACAGAGGAUAAACGACGAAACAACGACAUUGUUAUGAAGGACCGACUGGCUGAUUUAGACGUGUUCAGGCAAAGUGCCAGUGAAGAUGGGGGUGUCAUUGUGUCCAUGGAGAGAGAUGGCUUCAUGCAGGAUUUUUUCAGAAAGGUGGAGGAGGUCAGAGGUGUCAUUGAUAAGAUCUCGUCCCUUGUGAAUGAGGUGAAGAAAAAACAUAGUGUGAUCCUUUCAGCUCCCAACCCUGAUGAGAAAACAAAAGAAGAGCUGGAACAACUCACAGUGGAAAUCAAGAAACAUGCCAACUUUGUGCGGACCAGCCUCAAAUCAAUGCAACAGAAUCAACCUACAGAUGAGCAGGAGAAUCAAGCUACAGUGGAUGCACGCAUUCAGAAAACACAGUACACCAACUUGUCACGCAAGUUUGUGGAGGUAAUGACACAAUAUAAUGAAACCCAAGUGUCCUUCAGAGAGAAGAGCAAAGGCAGGAUUCAGAGACAGCUGGAGAUCACUGGAAGAAUCACAACUAAUGAAGAAUUGGAAGAGAUGCUGGAGACUGGAAACUCUUCCAUUUUCACCUCUGAUAUCAUCUCCGACUCUCAGAUAACUCGUCAGGCCCUUAAUGAGAUCGAGUCUAGACAUAAAGACAUCUUGCGGUUGGAGGCCAGCAUUAAAGAGCUUCAUGACAUGUUUGUAGACAUGGCCAUGCUUGUUGAGACCCAGGGUGAGAUGAUAAACAACAUUGAAAAGAAUGUAAACAAUGCCGUAGAAUACGUCGGCCAUGCUAAAGUGGAGACCAAGAAAGCUGUCAGGUACCAGACACAGGCCCGCAGGAAAUACAUCAUUCUUGCUCUUAUUAUUUUUUCCGUGCUUGCUGUGGUCGCUCUAAUAAUUGGCUUAUCUGUGGGACUGUCUGUUAAAACCACAACUAACUCCGCCUCCUCCAGCUCUAAUGCAGCCAAUCCUGCCUAAGCAUGGUUUUCAAGAAAUUGGUCUAUGUUGCCAUUUGUGGAGCCGUGUGCAUCAUCAUUCUACUAGUCAUCAUCGUCAUUGCAGUUUACGGCGAUUAGUCACCCAUAGCAAAGCUUUAUUUCCUUUGCCAUUACUGUGCCUUUUGAAAAAAGAGAGAAUUACUUUUUUGUCUGCUGCAUACUAAACUGCUCUUGAAUUUAUUACCAGUGAAUUGUGUAGAAAAUGGCAAUGAAUUGUGGUCAGACUUUCCUUUUUGACUUAUAUGCUUUGCCACUUCACUACAACAACCAGAGGUAAUUAUGUCUUUUAUUUAUUUAAUGCUUGUAAGUAAAUUUUGCACAAUUGAGUAAUAUUUUGUUAUAUUAUGAUUUGUAACUGAGUACUUUGUUCCUUGGGAGGUCUGACUGACAAUGUGGAGUUAAAUGCAAUCCAACAAAGUGCACCUAAGAUAUGUUAUAAUUAAAAAAAAAAAUGGAAUUGUAUUGUAUUCAAGAAUCACAAGUUCAAAAUAUUUUGUUUCAGCUUUUACACAAUGGUUUGACAGUGUUCAAUAUGGCAGUUGGCUCCGCACAAUAUGAUGUCAGAUCUGUGAACCAUGUUACAAAACAUGUUUUAAUCACUUAAUAUUGUUCCUUUUUGUCUCUUACAUGACUGUAUCUGAAAGGAAUUUAACUAUAUAGUCAAAUGUUCAUUUAUUGUAAAAUAAAUGAGUUGCUCACUGCUCACAACUGUCA